Messenger RNA from Dromiciops gliroides (monito del monte), 1658 nucleotides. RefSeq names its product peroxisomal trans-2-enoyl-CoA reductase-like. Lineage: Eukaryota; Metazoa; Chordata; Mammalia; Microbiotheria; Microbiotheriidae. The transcript has 8 exons. Gene Ontology annotation, molecular function: trans-2-enoyl-CoA reductase (NADPH) activity. Gene Ontology annotation, biological process: phytol metabolic process. Bases 132 to 1043 code for a protein of 303 amino acids. The record is from RefSeq and is a predicted model, not a curated record. Gene Ontology annotation, cellular component: peroxisome.
CAGACCAGGUGAGGAUAAAAAGCUCCCUUGGGAAGGAGAGAAACCUGCCCCGCUGGUGUGUGUCAGUUUCUCUGCCUGUCUGUCUGCUGGUCCGAGAUCGAUUGCUGCGUGGGUCAGAGACAAAGCAGGUCAUGGGGACAGUAGCGAGGUGCAGGAGCUGCCUGGCUGCAGGGUUGUUACGGAACCAAGUGGCUAUCGUCACUGGCGGCGGCACAGGCAUUGGCAAGGCUAUAGCCGCCGAACUGCUCCACCUAGAAUGUAAUGUAAUUAUCGCUUCCCGAAAAUUCGAUAGAUUAAGUUCUACAGCAGAAGAAUUGAAUGCUGACCGCCUGCCCUCCAACCCAGCCAUUGUUACUCCCAUCCAGUGCAAUAUUCGAAAAGAAGAAGAGGUCAAUAAUUUGGUUAAAUCUACAUUAGAUCUCCAUGGUAAGAUCAAUUUCCUGGUGAACAAUGGAGGAGGCCAAUAUUUAUCUCCUACUGAAGACAUCACUUCAAAGGGAUGGAAUGCUGUGGUUGAAACCAACCUGACUGGCACCUUCUACCUUUGCAAAGCAGUUUACAAGUCCUGGAUGAAGGAACAUGGAGGGUCUAUUGUGAACAUCAUCACCAUGUUAAAAAAUGGAUUUCCUAAUGCUGCGCACAGUGGAGCAUCAAGAGCUGGUGUUGAAAAUAUGACCAAAACUUUGGCAAUGGAAUGGGCCUCCCAUGGAAUAAGAAUCAAUUGUAUUGGUCCUGGAGUAAUUUAUUCUGCAACAGCCUUCAGCAAUUAUGAAGACUAUGACAAUGGCAUGAUUAACAGAUACUUUCAACAUUGUGCAGCUAAGAGAUUUGGUGUUCCUGAGGAGAUCUCCUCCACCGUGUGUUUCUUGUUAUCUCCUGCUGCCUCAUAUAUAACGGGGCAAACAGUGGAUGUGGAUGGUGGUAAUACUCUGUAUUCCCAAAGUUGGAAUAUACCAGAUCAUGACAACUGGCCUGAUGGACUAUGGGACCUUUCCACAGUCAAAAGAAUAAAAGCUUCCUAUAAGGAGAAAUCCAACCUUUAAACUGAGGAAAGUAAGAAAAUGAGGUCUUUUCUACUUCCAGCUGAAAAAUGAAUUUUAAUACUUUCUGUGAAUUUAUCCUUUUGAUGAAAAAUUGCUUGCUGCUUUUUAAAAAUUAUAAGUUUUAUCUUGGCACAAAGUAUGCCAAGAAAUAAUUUUAAAACAAUGCUUUGGACUGUACAUUUUUAAAAUGUUGUCACGGAUGACUAAGAAAUUAGAAAAAUGUAAACCUCAAACGAUCACUUCUUUUGCCUUGAUCUUUACAUGUUGAAAUGAGGAGUAUAUAGAGGGAUAAAAAUGCACUUGUUCAUUCAUUUUAGCAGUUGAAUAAAGAAAAAAAUGAAUGAUGCUGUUCUCUCUUCCUUCUUAGCUCUAUUGUAUAGUCUAAAAGUGAGAAGCAAGUCUAAAUAGUGAUGGGAUUGUGGCUUUUGCAAGCACUGUUACAUAACUCAAUUAGUUGGAGGUGGAGGUGUUUGCUUUUUGGGGGAUCAAUAAACUUAUAUAAUGUUUAACAAUGUCUGUUUUGUUUCUAAAACCAAACUAAGUAAAAAACUCCAGCACUCAUACAUACACUAACACAUAUGAAAAUAGCCACCUUCAUAGUCAUUUUUAGUGCAU